AGAAAAGCAUUGAAAAUGGCGAUUGUUUAGCUUUAAGGUGCUGACCUACCUCAAAUGUCUAACAGAGCUAGGAAAAGUGGCUAAAAGAAGCAAGGUUAAGUUAAUUGAAGAUGUCUCGAAAACGCGAUAUUUCGCGCGAAGAGAUCGCUAAACAGUUUCUGUUACCGGAGCGUCAAUCCAAAAUCGACACCCUCCUCAAGCAAGAUGGUCAAGCUUAUUGCAUUUGUCGCUCCUCGGACAGCUCCCGUUUCAUGAUUGCGUGUGACGCCUGUGAAGAAUGGUACCACGGCGAUUGCAUGAACAUCUCCGAAAAGGAGGCCAAAAUGAUCAAACAAUACAUUUGUAUUCGCUGUUCCGAGGAGGACUCAACUCUGCAGACUCGUUGGCGGACCAAACGCGACGAAAUCGCCAGUGCCAACACCAACACCGAGGAGCGCAAAGCCCGCAAACGCAAAGAACGAGGUGACACCAAAAACGACAAAAAAAUGAAAAAAUGCGGGGACUGUAUGGGGUGUUACCGCACCGAGGACUGCGGGCGGUGCGACGUGUGCACGAGGCGGAGCCGUCACGGCUCCCCGCGCAACAAGGAGCGGUGCAAGCAGCGGAUUUGCAUAAAUUACGGCGGGGGGAGGCGCAAGAGGCGGGAUUCAAGCUCGGACAGGGAAGGCCCGCCCAAUGCCCACCUCAUGACCGACUAUCCGCGCCAAUGCUACGGGCCCACGUGUACCAAUAGCGCCCGCUACGGCUCGAAAUACUGCUCGGAUCAGUGUGGCUUAAAGUUGGCAACCAAUCGGAUUUUGCAAGUGUUGCCACAGCGUAUCCAAGAGUGGGCCCUGAGUCCCUGCUCUGCCGAAGAGUCCAAUAUCAAAGCUCUCGACCAAGUCAGGAAGCAACAGUUCGAAGUCAAACAGAUUUUGCAAGAGUUGGACAGCCGGCAUCGCGAAUUGGACGCGAUUAUCGAGCGCGCCAAGAGCGCCACCAUUGAUCCGAACGCCGAUUUCGACAACGACGAAGAGUCGGAAGUGUCGACCAUGUAUUGCAUAACAUGCGGACUCGAAAUACAUUCGAAAACGGCCAUCAAACACAUGGAAAAGUGUUUCAACAAGUACGAAUCUCAAGCGAGUUUCGGGAGUAUUUUUAAAACCAGAAUUGAGGGGAAUAACAUGUUUUGCGAUUUUUAUAAUCCAGCUAAUCGGACUUAUUGUAAAAGAUUGAGGGUUUUGUGCCCAGAGCAUUGCAAGGAUCCGAAAAUCGGCGAAUAUGAAGUCUGUGGCUGUCCAUUGGUCACCAACGUUUUCGAUCUGACAGGGGAGUUUUGUCGAGCGCCGAAAAAAUCAUGCGUUAAGCAUCACGUUUGGGAGAAAUUGAGACGGGCUGAGAUCGACUUGGAACGGGUGCGCCAGUGGUUGAAAAUGGACGAACUUUUAGAAAAAGAGCGCCAAAUUCGCAACACAAUGGCCUCGAGAGCCGGAGUGCUCUCUCUGAUGCUGCACUCGACAUACAAUCACGAAGUCAUGGAACAAAUAACAAAAGCGAGUCAGCAGGACCAAAACGCGAUGCAAAGAGAGUUGGCUAAGAGAUUCCGCACGUCUACCAAACCACGUUUCACGUAAAAACUUUAUUUAAGAAAAUAUGUACAACAUUAUCAUUGCUUGCUUGAUUUCGGCAAUAUAGUUUGUUUGAUCUCA
Tribolium castaneum (red flour beetle) is the source of this 1688-nucleotide messenger RNA. RefSeq names its product CXXC-type zinc finger protein 1. The transcript is spliced from 5 exons. Gene Ontology annotation, molecular function: DNA binding; zinc ion binding. Gene Ontology annotation, cellular component: Set1C/COMPASS complex. NCBI's taxonomy places the organism in Eukaryota, Metazoa, Arthropoda, Insecta, Coleoptera, Tenebrionidae. The record is from RefSeq and is a predicted model, not a curated record. The coding region runs from base 111 to 1613 and encodes 500 amino acids.